CGUGAUUCCAGUCUCAAGUUGAGAUAUUAUUAUUCAAAUUGCUUCGUUUCGAUUUUUCCAUUGGUUCAUUCGCUCCUCUUGGGUCUUGAGUCUGACUUCUCUUUGACUGUUCCAUACCUUCUCUUUUCCGAUGGACUCGCCGUCGUCCACGACGCGUAUCGCGGCGAGAUCGUCGGUGAUCGACUCUUUCCGGAGCUGCGCCUUGUCCGGGAUGCGAAUAGACAAGGAAGAACUCAGGCGUCGCCUCUCCAUACCAGAGUACCUCCGACACGCCAUGCGUAACGCCGUUAAACGGAAAAAUGUCGACGAAGCCGUGACGGAGGCGCUAGUAAUCGUCGACAGACACGACGUCGUCGAGCCCGAGUUGCCGGUUGUCGUGUUCGUUAAUUCGAGAAGCGGCGGCCGGCACGGCCCGGAGUUGAAGGAAAGGUUACAGCAGUUGAUGGCCGAAGAACAGGUUUUUGACCUAUCAGAAGUGAAGCCUCACGAAUUUGUACGGUAUGGAUUAGGCUGUUUGGAGAAGUUAGCUGAUCUUGGGGAUUCAUGUGCCAAAGAGACUCGUCAAAAGAUAAGAGUUGUGGUUGCCGGAGGUGAUGGUACAGUUGGUUGGGUUCUAGGGAGUCUUGGUGAACUUAACAAACUAGGUCGGGAGCCUGUUCCUCCUGUAGCAAUCAUUCCACUUGGCACGGGAAAUGACCUGGCUAGGAGUUUUGGUUGGGGUGGUUCUUUUCCUUUUAACUGGAAAUCAGCUGUUAAAAGAACUCUCCUAAGAGCCACUUCAGGUCCAAUUUGCCGUCUAGAUAGUUGGCAUGUUGUAAUACAAAUGCCGGUGGGAGUAGUUGUGGAUCCACCCCAUUCUCUGAAACCAGCAGAUGAGUGUGCUCUCGAUGAGGGUUUGCAGAUCGAGGGGGAUUUGCCGGAGAAAGUUGUUAGCUAUGAAGGAGUGUUUUAUAAUUAUUUUAGUUUAGGAAUGGAUGCUCAAGUUGCUUAUGGCUUCCACCAUUUACGUAAUGAAAAACCUUACCUUGCACAAGGCCCAAUUACUAACAAGCUAAUCUACUCUGGCUAUACUUGCACUCAGGGUUGGUUUCUCACACCUUGCAUAAGUGAUCCAAGUUUAAGGGGACUGAAGAACAUCCUAAGGUUGCAUGUCAAGAAGGUCAAUUGCUCAGAAUGGGAGCAUAUUCCAGUUCCUACAAGUGUGAGGGCAAUAGUUGCUUUAAAUCUUCACAACUAUGCAAGUGGAAGGAACCCAUGGGGUAAUUUAAGUCCAGAGUAUCUGGAAAAGAGAGGAUUUGUUGAGGCACACGCUGAUGAUGGUCUCCUAGAAAUUUUUGGCUUGAAGCAAGGAUGGCAUGCAUCAUUUGUUAUGGUUGAGCUCAUUUCUGCCAAACACAUUGCCCAGGCUGCGGCCAUUAGAUUAGAAAUUAGGGGAGGGGAGUGGAAAGAUGCAUAUAUGCAAAUGGAUGGAGAACCAUGGAAACAGCCGAUGAACACAGACUACUCAACCUUUGUAGAAAUCAAGAGAGUGCCAUUUCAAUCUCUGAUGAUCAAUGGAGAGAAAUUAUCUGGCAUCUAAUUUUAUCAGGUUUGGAUCCCUAUCCUUGGUUUGCAAAGUUCCCUAACAGUUAAGAUCCAUGUAAAGAGCUUGAUUGUUGCCCAGAGGAAUGUAGAUGAUGUUGAAGUGACCUAGGUAUCUGGGGCUUAACUGUAUUGACUUUUAAAUCUAUUGUUAGUAGUGUUUCCUAUCUUUUUAGGCAUUCAGGAAGGAAAACAUUUUUGCUGUUUUUAUAAAUGAAUUCAUUUGACUUUAAAUAAAUUUAUGCUCGGCUUCGCUAAGCGAUUGAAAUA
Mangifera indica (mango) is the source of this 1851-nucleotide messenger RNA. Its product is annotated as diacylglycerol kinase 7-like. NCBI's taxonomy places the organism in Eukaryota, Viridiplantae, Streptophyta, Magnoliopsida, Sapindales, Anacardiaceae. The transcript has 12 exons. Gene Ontology annotation, molecular function: ATP-dependent diacylglycerol kinase activity. Bases 131 to 1579 code for a protein of 482 amino acids. The record is from RefSeq and is a predicted model, not a curated record.